Molecule: messenger RNA, 489 nt
Organism: Verticillium alfalfae VaMs.102
Lineage: Eukaryota; Fungi; Ascomycota; Sordariomycetes; Glomerellales; Plectosphaerellaceae
Exons: 2
Coding region: 1-489 (162 amino acids)
Source: RefSeq, a predicted model, not a curated record
AUGGACGCCUCGUCGCCCGCGGAGCGUGCCCACCACCAUCGCCGAGGCUGGGCUUCCAAAGCCGUCAUCCCACGCGAAGCCGCAACGCCUGAGCAGGCCCCAACGGUGACAUUUGAGGGAGCUUCGCCUUCUUCUCGUGAGGUGCCUAAGCGGUCGAGUACCACCCGCUCUCGGCACGGGCAUGGGCACAGGUCUCGCACGGAGGACCUGUCCAAACUAGCGCGAGCUCGAGACGCUGUAGCCGAGGAGGCUCGCGAGGCCAAGGAGGCCAAGGAGGCCAAGGAGGCCCGAGAAGCGCGGCGAGCAGCGAGGAGGGCGAGGGAGGAAACUGCUGCUUCAGAGGAAGGGUCUAGCACUAAGGGCGAAAACUCUCGGAGGAGGGCGAGGGAAGAGGAGCGGAAGAGGACGCGUGACCGUGAUACCGAGAAGGAGAAAGAGAGGGAGAAGAACGGGUUCAGGGCCGCGUUCAAGCGGCUGUUCACAUCAUGA